Molecule: messenger RNA, 259 nt
Organism: Klebsormidium nitens
Lineage: Eukaryota; Viridiplantae; Streptophyta; Klebsormidiophyceae; Klebsormidiales; Klebsormidiaceae
Source: the annotation of a GenBank genome assembly
GAAUCUACUGCGUCCCUACUCUCCAAGAGAUUAUCCAAGUUUGCACCGGUUCCCCAACCGGCGCCCCGACCGGUCCAACCGGGCAGACGCCGGCUCCUACGACGCCCGGUUCAAGCACGCCCGGUGCUACGACUCCCGCCCCGACCACUCCAACCGGGCAGGCGCCGGUUCCUACGACGCCCACUCUGAACACGCCUGGUGCCACUCCGGCCUCGACGACGCAAUCCACGGGCCCCGUACCUACGGAUCGCGCGCCUGA